Molecule: messenger RNA, 1008 nt
Organism: Andrographis paniculata
Lineage: Eukaryota; Viridiplantae; Streptophyta; Magnoliopsida; Lamiales; Acanthaceae
Product: endo-1,3;1,4-beta-D-glucanase-like
Exons: 8
Coding region: 50-832 (260 amino acids)
Molecular function (GO): hydrolase activity
Source: RefSeq, a predicted model, not a curated record
UCAAAAAGAAGAAGAAAAGAAGAAAGCUCAGCAGCAGUUUUGAACAACAAUGGCGGCAACGGCACGGACGCAGCAGCAGUUGCUCUUCUUCAUCGCUCUUUGCAUCGGAGCCUCCUUAGAUAAUUUGGCAGGAGGAAUCAGAUCGGCGGCGAAGGAAUUGGAAGAAAGAGGGGAAGAGGAACGAAUUGGAGGAUUGGAAAGCUACGUGAGAAAGAGCGGUUUUCGUCCAAACAGUCGGGUCGUCAUUCUCAUUUCAGACGUUUUUGGUUUUGAAAGGCCCCACUUGAGAAUGAUUGCAGAUAAGGUUGCUGCCGCGGGAUUUUACCCGGUUGUGCCGGAUUUCUUCGAUGGAGAUGCUUAUACGAGCGAUCAAAAUAUGACCAAAUGGUACAAGAAUCAUAAAACGGACGGAAAGUAUAAAGAUGUUAAGACAAUUAUUGACAGCCUCGAAAGAAAAGGUGUGACAAAGUUUGGAGUUGCCGGCUUUUGUUGGGGAGGUAAGGUUGCCAUAGAAGUGUUGAACAAAGAUAGUCGGGUAGACACGGGUGUCCUUCUCCAUCCUUCGUUCGUAAAUCAUACGGAUAUUGAAAAAGUUAAUUCUCCGAUUGCCAUUUUGGGAGGCGGGAAGGACAACCUCACAACUCCGGCCACUAUAAAGGAGUUUGACAAAAUUUUGGAGACAAAGCCCAAUGUUGAUAGCUAUGUGAAGAUCUUCCCUAAGGCCGAACAUGGUUGGACAUUAGGUUAUAACGAGACGGACAAGAGAGCUGUAAGAAGAGCGGAAAAGGCUCACAAGAUCAUGUUAAAAUGGUUCGCUAAACACUUGAAAUAAGUCGUAUAGAUAUAGUUAAAUAUAUAUUUUUGUUGAAGAAAAAUAGGUUUGAAUAAAUUAUCAUAGAGAGAAUCAGUUGUUCAGAGCUCGAUAAAAAGACUAUAGGAUGUAUUCGGUUGUAGUUUUUUUGUAUCUUAUAUAAUUUUUAAGGUGGAACUUAUUUAUAAUUUUAUAUU